CAGCUCCGUCGACGUCCUUGCCACUAGUACCUACGAGAAUAACAAUGGUCCCGGCGGGACACCCUGGAUGCAGCACAGUGUGAAGGGACAGGGCGGGAUAUGACCCUUUUUUUUUGUUGGCGCUGGAGCCCUCGGAUAGCUCCGUGGACAUUAAAAAAGCAAUUUUAGGACCCUUUCUUUACCGUCAAGAAAUAACCAUGCCUUCAUCAUCAGAUUACCUCCCCCCUCACGAGCAUGCGAGCAUUCCCGACGACUCCGGCUCCGACGAUGACCUAGACUUGGAGGAACUCGAUCCAUCGAGCGCAUUUCACGGGUCCCGAAUGUCGAGAGAUGAGCCGGCCCCGCAACGACACCAUGGGCCCGGUAUAGCUUUGAGGAGCCUACGCGUGGGAGCUGGCAAGCGGAUGUGGAAACGAAGUAUGUCGGGAGCCCAUGCGGAGGAUAUGGAUGGGUUACUGGAAGACCAGGACGAGGAUGGCCUUCGACGGUCCCAUGCAAGCUCUACCAACUAUACCGACGAUAAUGCACCUUUGCUUCGAGAAGGAAGAAGAAGCUCUGCCCGCUCCUUUGCCGACGCCGAACGAAUGCUACAAAGAGGAUCUUGGCUAGGAUGGUUGAAAUCUGCAAUUAUCCGGUUUGGCUCUAGAGCCAAAGGCGGGAAUAAUGAGGCUGUGGUGAAGCCCCCGCGUGAUGUUCUCGUUGGACAGGCGCAGGGAACGAAAUACCCCCCCAACGUCGUCUCGAACGCCAAAUACACCCCCUGGAGCUUCCUUCCUCGCACGCUCUAUAACGAAUUCUCCUUCUUCUUUAACAUAUACUUUCUUCUUGUUGCUCUUUCGCAGAUUAUUCCUGUGCUUCGGAUAGGUUAUAUGUCCUCAUACAUUGCACCUCUGGCCUUUGUCGUAUCUAUAUCUUUGGGAAAGGAGGCUCUGGACGAUAUUAGGAGGAGAAGGCGGGAUGCAGAGGCUAAUGCCGAGGAGUUCUCUGUCUUGGCGCUGGACAAGCUGGUGGGACGCAGGCCUUUGUCGGAGGAUAACGGCGCACAAGGAGGAAAUAUCCCCGUGAUUACCAAAAAGUCUAAAGACCUGAAAGUCGGCGAUGUUUUGAAGGUCCGCAAAAGCCAGCGUCUCCCCGCCGAUGUUGUUAUUCUGAAGAGUAUAUCAAACGAUUCUGGUGCCAUUCGUGAAAGUAUAGAGGCGGAAUCCUCAUCGGCAGAAGCAGAUCCCAGCUCAAGCCAUGGGACUGAGCAAGCAAACGCCUCUUCCGGCAGUGAUACCUUCAUUCGAACCGACCAGCUGGACGGCGAAACGGACUGGAAACUACGUCUGCCCUCUGUGUUGUCCCAGACGAUCUCACUUGCUGACUUUGCAAGACUGAAGAUCACUGCAAGUGCGCCCGAUAAACGAGUUAAUGAGUUUGUCGGGAAUAUUGAAGUCUUGCCUCCAUCAGGAUUUUAUGACCCCCAUGUUGACAAGUCGGACAAUGAAGGAGAAUACGACAACGAAGUUGAGCAAAAUAACUCGGCACCACUUACUAUCGACAACACUGCCUGGGCCAACACUGUUCUGGCAUCGAACACCAUCACGUACGCCGUUAUCAUCUACACUGGAUCACAGACGCGAGCUGCACUUUCUACGUCCCCUUCUCGAUCAAAAGUCGGGUUGCUUGAAUAUGAGAUCAAUAACCUCACGAAGAUCUUGUGUAUUCUGACCUUAACCCUCUCAAUCAUUUUGGUUGCAUUGGAGAGAUUCCAACCAACGAAUGACAAGCAGUGGUAUAUUGCGAUCAUGAUUUAUCUGAUUCUCUUCUCCACAAUUAUCCCUAUGAGUCUGCGAGUCAAUUUGGACAUGGCGAAAUCUGUCUACGGACGUUUCAUUGAAAGGGACAAGGAUAUUCCUGACACGGUUGUGAGAACCAGUACGAUUCCUGAAGAUCUGGGGAGAAUUGAGUAUCUACUCUCCGAUAAGACGGGAACUCUAACCCAAAAUGAAAUGGAACUAAAAAAGAUCCACGUUGGUACUGUUUCUUAUGCAAAUGAUGCUAUGGAGGAAGUGGCAUCAUAUGUCCGGCAAAGCUUUGCAGGGAACACGUUGACUACACCUUCUGCUGCAUUUGGAACCCAGGCAGGCACUGGAACAGCUCCACGGACAAGGAGAGAGAUUGGCUCACGGGUUCGCGACAUCGUUAUGGCGCUUGCCUUAUGUCACAACGUUACUCCGACGACAGACGAAGAAGAUGGAGUGAAAGUCACAACCUACCAAGCUUCAUCGCCAGACGAGAUUGCGAUUGUCCAGUAUACAGAAGAGGUUGGCCUGAAGCUCUCAUAUCGUGACCGUCAAACGAUAGUCCUCGAGUCUACGCAUACCGGUCAUGUUGUUGUGCGUGUGCGUAUCCUCGAGAUCUUCCCUUUUACAUCGGAUAGCAAGCGCAUGGGUAUCAUUGUGCAAUUUGAAGCCGGCGGCGACAUUCUGGAUUCUCCUAAAGAUGAUUGUGAAAUUUGGUUUUAUCAAAAGGGCGCUGAUACUGUUAUGACAUCGAUCGUUGCUGCCAAUGACUGGCUUGAUGAGGAAACCGCCAAUAUGGCCCGUGAAGGCCUGCGAACGUUGGUUGUUGCACGAAAACGGCUUUCCUCGCUGCAAUACCAGGAGUUUGCUAGCAAAUAUAAGCAUGCCUCUCUUUCCCUCCAAGGGCGAGAUAUUGGAAUGGCCAAGGUUAUCAGCGAGUUUUUGGAACACGAUUUGGAACUUCUCGGAGUGACUGGUGUUGAAGAUCGCCUCCAGAGGGAUGUCAAACCGUCGCUUGAACUUCUUCGCAACGCGGGGGUGAAGAUCUGGAUGUUGACUGGAGACAAGGUCGAGACUGCACGGUGUGUUGCGAUUUCCGCGAAACUAGUUGCUCGCGGCCAGUAUAUUCACACUGUCGCCAAGCUCAAGGACAAGCCAGCUGCACAGGAAACGUUGGAUUUCCUCCGAAACAAGACUGACUGUUGUCUGCUGAUUGACGGUGAAUCUUUGGCUCUCAUGCUCAGUCAAUUUAAAACCGCGUUUAUCUCUGUGGCAGUUUUACUCCCUGCUGUUAUUGCCUGCCGGUGUUCUCCUACUCAAAAGGCCGAGGUCGCUGAUUUGAUCCGUCAUCAUACAAAGAAACGCGUCUGCUGUAUUGGAGACGGUGGUAACGACGUCUCCAUGAUCCAAGCAGCCGAUGUAGGCAUUGGUAUCGUCGGAAAGGAAGGUCGACAGGCUUCUCUCGCCGCCGAUUUUAGUAUCACUCAAUUUCAUCAUAUCACCAAACUGCUGGUCUGGCACGGACGCAACUCCUACAAGCGCUCAGCGAAACUGGCCCAAUUUAUCAUGCACCGUGGUCUUAUUAUCAGUGCCUGCCAGACCAUGUACAGUAUUGCCAGCCACUUUGACCCCAAGGGUUUGUUCAUCAAUUGGCUUAUGGUCGGCUAUGCCACUGUCUACACCAACGCCCCUGUCUUCUCGCUUGUUCUUGAUCGAGAUGUGGACGAGCAGCUGGCUAAUCUCUACCCGGAGCUCUACAAGGAACUGAAGACUGGUCGCAGUCUCAGUUAUCGCUCCUUCUUCACCUGGGUGCUUGUCUCUGUCUACCAGGGGGCUGUAAUCCAGGGCGUGUCGCAAAUUCUAUUAGAUACUAUCACGGGACCCCAACUUAUCAGCGUAUCGUUUACGGCCCUUGUGAUCAACGAGCUGCUGAUGGUGGCCAUUGCCGUCACUACGUGGCACCCUGUGAUGAUCUUUUGUCUGCUAGGCACGACCUUGUUCUAUGCCGCGAGCGUUCCAUUCCUGGGUAGCUACUUUGACCUCAAAUAUGUGAUCACAGUGGACUGGGUUUGGCGCGUAAUCGCUGUCUCUGCUGUUGCCAUUAUUCCCGUAUGGGCUGGGAAACUGAUCAAGCAAUCCUGGAGUCCUCCUAGUUAUCGGAAAGUCCGCGGGUAAUUGAUCUUUUUUUUUUUUUUUUCUUUUCGUCUUACACUUUGUAUUGUUUGUUUUAUGUUAUCUUUCUUUCCUCCACUGUUCGAUAUCACGUUAGUAUAUAGACACUGCAAUAAUGCAUUCUUCUUUCUCUUUCCCUUGGCCAGGGUUGAUGAUGAAUUACCGGAUCAGGUAUUGGGUUUCCAGCGAGUGGAGUCUUUAGACACUCAUAAUGUUCACAUACAUCAAAUUAUUGUGGUUUAUCUCAGUUCUUAUUGACUGGUUAAUUAUCUUGCAACCAAUAGCUUAUAGUCUAAAAGGCAUUAAUUCAC
Aspergillus ochraceoroseus IBT 24754 is the source of this 4267-nucleotide messenger RNA. RefSeq names its product aminophospholipid-translocating P4-type ATPase NEO1. Gene Ontology annotation, cellular component: endosome; plasma membrane; trans-Golgi network. Gene Ontology annotation, biological process: phospholipid translocation; endocytosis; retrograde vesicle-mediated transport, Golgi to endoplasmic reticulum. The transcript has 2 exons. The record is from RefSeq and is a predicted model, not a curated record. Gene Ontology annotation, molecular function: ATP hydrolysis activity; ATPase-coupled intramembrane lipid carrier activity; magnesium ion binding. Bases 198 to 3959 code for a protein of 1253 amino acids. Lineage: Eukaryota; Fungi; Ascomycota; Eurotiomycetes; Eurotiales; Aspergillaceae.